Molecule: messenger RNA, 489 nt
Organism: Lactuca virosa
Lineage: Eukaryota; Viridiplantae; Streptophyta; Magnoliopsida; Asterales; Asteraceae
Source: the annotation of a GenBank genome assembly
AUGCAAGGAUUGUUGUUUCAAAUCUGCACAAGAACACUACGAAAUCAUUUUCUAAAACAUAAGAGCAAAUAUAUGUACUCUCAUAUCAGCGACAGAUCUGGGCAGAAGGCUCCUCUUACUACAGAUGAUGUUUAUGAAAUCAUCAUGAAAAGGUGGUUCACUCAUGCUUCUCCCACCCUCUUCAAUGCUGGAACACCCAGGCCUCAAAGCAACUGGAAGCUACAUACUUGGCACAACAGAACAUCUGAUGGUAUUAUUCCAAUGUCACGUGUGUUUAAUGAUACUGCUCGAUAUGUUGACCAAGGAGGUGGUAAGAGAAAGGGUGCCUUUGCUGUUUAUUUGGAGCCAUGGCAUGCUGAUAUCUUUGAGUUUCUUGAGGCUCUAGGUUUAGCUGAUUGUUGGGGUAAAGACUUUGAAAACCUUUAUACCCAAUAUGAAAGACAGGUAAGCCUAACAAACGAGAAGAAGAGGAUUACGAGGUCCUGCUAA